Molecule: messenger RNA, 27532 nt
Organism: Schistosoma haematobium
Lineage: Eukaryota; Metazoa; Platyhelminthes; Trematoda; Strigeidida; Schistosomatidae
Product: Partitioning defective 3 B, variant 3
Exons: 6
Coding region: 22800-24389 (529 amino acids)
Biological process (GO): microtubule cytoskeleton organization; cell adhesion; establishment or maintenance of epithelial cell apical/basal polarity
Cellular component (GO): adherens junction; cell cortex; apical plasma membrane
Molecular function (GO): phosphatidylinositol binding; protein binding
Source: RefSeq, a predicted model, not a curated record
CAGCUACAAUUGUAUUACAUUUCUAUUUGUCUCUUUACCAAGUAUGAAAAUCUAUUCAUCAAAAAAUAAUAAAAAAAAACAAACAAAACAAAUUAAUUCAUUUCAAUCGACACAAUAUUGUUGUUAGAUAUGUCACUAUGUUAGUUAGUUAGUUGGUUGGUUGAAUGGUACGUUCAUGUGUGAAUGUGUGUGUGUGUGUGUUUGUAUCCCUUUCUGAUCGCUCAUUUAUGUGAUACAUAGAUCAUCAUCAACACAGCUGUUUAGUUGGUUUUUUGUUUUUGAAGACAAAAAAUAUAUCAAUCAUUGCUCUCAUCAUCAUUGAUAUUCUUGAUUUAUUAAAACAAGUCAUUUCACUGUAUGAUUGAUGAUUUACACUUAAUUGAAUAUGUUGUCUAUGUUGUAUGUUUGUGUUGUUUCACACAGAUGAAACACAGUGUUCAUCUAGCAAUGGAUAAAGACAUUUUGUCCCCUUUAAAAAAAGACAUUUUAAACUUGCUCCUUUAAUGAUUAGUUUAGGUUAGUUGUGUUUAAAAUGUUCAUUUCGGGGUUCAAGCUUAGAAGUAAUUAAAAAAAAAAAAUUUUAGUCUAUUCAUGAUUCAUGUAAGUUUUCCUGUUUGUUUUUUUUAAAAUAUUCUACGUCUAACCAUCAUCAUGGAGUUUUAACGAGAUGACCAAUAUCAUAGAUUUAUUUUAACACACAUAUUAGUACAAGGAGGCACCAAAUAUAUAUGCACCACACAAAUCAUUCGAAUACUGCCCGGACACCCAAAAUGAAGCAGGUGGUUUACUUAGAGGAUCACACCCCGAACCAUUGACCUAUAGGUCUAAUUCAAAAGGCAGUGGAACAACGUUAGAGAAUUCAGUUCCAUGGUAGCCGGUGACCAACAGUAGGUUGGUACGUCUUUUGUUCCUUUAGGAUCCUUCAGCUCAUGUGCUGUACUGGCUUGGAGUUUUCCAACUACUCUAGGUGGAUGCUCCAUACCUAUCUACCCGAUUUAAACACCGAACAUUCGUUUUUCGUCCUCAAUGUGGUAAACAACACCUUCGUGAUGAGAAAGGCAGUGAGUAGGACUUCCCUGAUUCUAGCUGUAUACGCGUAGCCAUGUGAGAGUAUUUCGAGAGGGUGACCAGAUUUUCUCCACUCUAGACCGUACCAGGGAAUUUGUUUAAUUUAUAGAACCGUCACAAUGACACUCAUUUAAAAAUUUUAAUUUGUGAGCAUAUAUCAUGAACUUACAUUAGUUAAUAGACCAAUAAAAACCAAUAACCACUGGGAAGAUGUUCUAUCGUGGUAUUGGACUCCUCGGCAUACACUGUGUAGCCGCAACCUAGUUAGAGAUCGGGACAGGGACAUUAAGGUCUCAUGGUGAACGCUUUACUUUUGAACUGACGAGUUAUGACCUAAUAGCGUGUAUUACUCUUACUUCAGACAAAUCACAAUGCCAAGUAUCGUUUUAUUUGGGCACUCCCAUACCACGAAAAAACAGAUGCCUUGUAUUCUUAGUCUUUAAUGGUUGUCUAACUGGGGUUAUCUCGUGAUGUGAGCCCUAAAAUUCAACUAUCUCCACUGACCUCUUUGCACCAUUGAUUUAACUUAGUUCUAUAGAUUUCGAACUGUAUAAUAUUGCUUUCAUUUACAAGUAUACACUUACUUUCAUGUUGAUUCGUUACUUAUUUUUUCUCCUUUCUUCUUUCUGUCUUAUAAAUGUAGAACAAAAAGAUCGUACUCUAUUGAUCCGUAAUACCAAUAGAACCAAUUUAAGUCGUUUAAGCCUUAUGGAUUAUCCGGAUUCGCCUAAUGUAUGCCUUAAAUCACGUCAAAUGUCGGCUGUUGACAGUGUGUCCCGUAAUUCCAGUGACAACAAUCAUGGUGUCGUUGACUAUGAUGGUAGAAUUAAUACAGCAACAUUUGCCUCAUCAUUGUGCAGUAGUAAUCUAGCAGACAGUGGAUUUGUGACAAUACGUCGACCAAAACAACCUUCACGUUUAACAAUAAUCAAUAAUGAUAGUGGUGAUGUUGCAAACAAUCGAUUUUCUUUAACUAGUGCUGGGCUUCUCUCUUCUCUUGAUAACAGUAAUAAUAAAGCAAAAAAUUCACCGAAACAAGUAUCACCAAAAGUCGACACCAUUGAUAAUCGACAUCUUGAUAAUAAUCGUUCAAAUUCUCGCACACUUACACCUCACACCACAGAAGUUACAUCACCAUGUAUUCCAAGAAGAUCGUUAAAUAUGGUGAGAUGAAUAUCAUCAGCGACCUCGUAAUGCCAUUUAUUGUCAAUGUCCAAUGGUGCAAUUUCAACUCAGUUUGUGAUAAAAUGCAACGGUCAUGCAAUGUGAUUGGUGACAACUGUUUCGCUUUUGACAUGCCUCUUCAUUCUCUUAGGCGGUAAACAAUAACUAAAGAGGAAGAAUUCAUGAGUCCUUACCCUUAUGGAAAAAAAAACAUUAUUUUGCACACUUCAACCCUGCGCAUUUAGUUAAUUAGGUAAUAAUAAAUGAUUUGUAAAAUCGUCUUUGAUUAUAAAGUCUUUUCAUUUUUUUCUAUCUUUCAUAGUCAAGCAAAGAUCCAAAUGCAUUCAAUACUCGAACUAUUGGUCAAACAAUGCAUAUUCAGUUGACAAAGAUGUUAACUACCGGUCUUGGUUUCACAUUGACUAGUCGUGAUACACAAACACAAAGUUCACAAAUGUCUGAUCCGGUGUAUGUGAAAAAGAUUUUACCCGAUGGCGCUGCUAUACAAGAUGGACGUUUACUGGCCGGUGAUCGUCUAUUGGCUAUUGACGGUGAAGAAGUUCGUUCAUUAAAUCAAGUUUUAUCACAGUUACGAUCAUUGACACCAGGGAAACAAGUGGAUUUGCUUAUAUCUCGACAAAUUUCUUGUGAUUUAGACUCGAAUUCUCGCAAAUCUUCACAAAAGCACUUACCUCCACGUGUAAGUUCAUUGUGUUCUUUUUAAUGUCAUUUUUUAUUAUGUUUAUUGGUGACUUUUCUUGAUGAGGUUAUGUGGAUUGCAGUGGUUGAAUUUUUCAAAAAUGUACUUAGCGACAUGCUUUACAACAGUAACGUUUUAUUUUUGUCCAAAUACCGAAAUUGUAAUUCCAAACCAUCUGAAUUUAUUACGAUGAUAAACAGACUAGGUUCUUCAGUAAAACUUAGAGACGUAAUUGAUGAUUACGAUGUAUAGUCAAAAUAAGAUUACAUUCUGCUGAAAUUCGUUUCGUUGUUUACAAGAUGGAUUAGAUGGAUAUUGCGAUAAAUUCAGUCUUGAAAUGGUAUUGAAAAGAUUUUACAUACUCUGACCUGUUUGGUCAGAUAUAUUUGUUUUUCUUUGCCAUUUUAUCAGCACAUACCUUACUUCUUUUGGAAGUAACAGUGAACAUCACGUGCGUUAUGUUUAUAUGUUAAAUGGUCGGACGUAGUUGUUAGGAUACCUUUGUUAAUCUAGGUCUAUUUGUAGUUGGCACUCAAUAACAAGUGGUAUCUGGGACUUUAAAAGUAACUGUAGCAUUCGAACCCACUGUUAUAUUAUAUCCCGAUGAGAAUAAGGAAUGGUAACUUUUGGGACCCAUUUAUGGACCAAUACUAUACGUAUAUUUUUGUCGUAUAAUUGUCAAGUAACUAAACUAUUCAUAUUCGUGUCUCUUUUAUUAUGAGCUUUAUUUUGACCUGUGAACUAUUAUUAUACGAUUUACCAUUCUUGAGUUAUGCCCUGUCUGUCAAUUUCUAUCUCCCAUAUUCAUAGCCACUUUUGGCUAAAUUUUGUACAAAUGUUGUUUCCUAUUUUAUGGUACAAUGUGGUCUGUCUGGUUGGUGUAUAAACCCAGUAUGUUUGAAAUACAUUAUUCAUACCACAAAGGCUGAGAUUGGUGUUCUGGAAUCAACAAACAGGCGGGGCUAGGUAGGAAGAAGGACCGAUAAAGACUCUAGACUGCUCGUACAGGUUUUAUGCGUCGAUAAAUUACUGUUCUCUAAUUGGCGGUAUCGUUACGUUAUACAUUAACAGGGCACACAGGUCACAAGUUAUAACACUGACAUCGUCCUCUUUCACAGUAUGAGAUGUUACUACUGAGUUAUUCGGGGUGUAACUAACCACCUUUAAUACUGAGAUAUUUACAUUGAUUAAUCAAUGAUUGGUGACUAAUAUUUUGUUUGUCUGGUCCUUUAGAACUGAUUAAAUCCUAUCGAUCAAGUGUGAUAGUAUUGAUAAUCUUCGUGGAAUAAUGAAAUCUGACUGACUGCUUAAAAACAACCACUUACACACAAUGAUCCAGCUACAUUAAAAUCAUUUUAUUUACAUUUGGGUUCGAGUCCUGGGUUAAACAACAAUUCGUGGAUGCUUGACGAGUCCCAAAAAAUAGGACGAAACACACGUUUUAGAUUCCACUUUUAGUCAUUAUCUAUCUCACCCGAUCACUGUUUGUUUUUUUGUUCACUGUGAACUAGUAAACGUCAUACACGAGACUACAAUAUACCUUACUCAUUUAGUUUACCUAUUAUUCAGGGUUGCUCAUGUUUGUUUGUUUGUUUAUUUAUUUAUUUUUGGUAAUUUCUAUGAUAAAAAUUAAUGUGAGAAAUUCUCUUCUUUUUAUCAGUGUGAUCACUGUAGUUGAUUGAUAAUUAUCACUGGUAUUUUUAAGAAGAAGAAAAAAAUCUUCUGUACACAUUCCUAAUCAAACUGUCAAAUGUUGAUAGACACCAUUGAACCUUUUUUCUGGUUCCACAUACUCUAUUAUCUGUGUAUGUUUGUAUGUGUGUGUGCGUGUGUGCGUGUGUAUACUUACCGAUUAUGUUGAGAGAAUGAUAACGAAAUAGAAAAGAAAGUGAUUGUGUAAAGAACACAGAAGAAAGGUAUUCAUUUAUAUGUUAAUGUAUUAUUUAUCAAAGAAGUUUGAGAAUAAUCAUUUCGUCUUUAUGGAUUUAAUAUGAUAACUGAUAAUUUUAUCACGUUUAUUGACAUUGAUUUCAAAUUAUAGUGCUUUUUUCUUUUCAUCUUAAUUGUUAGGGUCAACUUUUGUUUAUGAAUAAUGGAAUGUUUUUUUUGUUGUUGCCUGGUACUGAACUUCGUACAGUCAUUCAUUCAGUAAUAGACAUUGUCAAAUUUGAUAGAUAUGGAACUUUGAGUUGAUGAAGAUUUGUAGUUAAGAAGGUGUAUGAUUUCUAUUGAGUUUUGUUCUCUGAGCUGAAUGGUUUAAUCGUGGAUUUUUUUGUUGUUGAUGCUUUUUUGAUGUUGAUGAUGAACAUCUUUAAAACGAACUGUUCCAACUGUGAGAAACACUACAUUGGAUAAGUAGGCACCUUCUUUAUCUUCAUAAUGUGUCUACAUUGGUAUCAAUGCACGUGGAUACAUGUUCAAUUGGGAAAAUGUUGAGAUUUUGGAUAGAGAAAAUAUACAGAAGAUCAAAGUGUUUCUAAACACUUGGAGUUAGGUAAAUCAACGAUCAAUAAACACAUCAAAAUCGACCCAAUUCACCAACCAUUUGGAAAAGUCAUGGACCUACAUAUGAUCAUGAAUCAGGUCAUGUUCUAAUGUAGGCAUCAACAGGCUACUUUUAUGCUAAAUCUAGAAUGUGACGUUGAUCAUUGGUUAGACUUGAGUUGUUGAGUUAUGCAUCUUAUUUUUGAUAGUUGGAUUUAUCUAACUUACAGUGGUUGAUUGAUGACUUAGUUGGUUAAAAACCUUGACUUUCAACCAAUAAGUCUCAGAUAGAAAUCUUACUCUGCCUAGUUUGGUUUUGGUAACUGGGUAGGAUUACAUUAGCUCUUACAUAAUAAAUAUGUUACUUAGAGCAAAUCACAUAAAUAAUUGUACUUGGUGAGUCAGCUUCAAAUAAUUAUCGGUUGUUCUUAUUCAUUCCUUUUUAUUAAUAUUUAGCCGUUUAUGACUUGUACCUUUGAGUAUCAAAUUCCAUUGGAUACUACUACUAAUCAAUCAGAUACUAUAAAAGGACCUCCAGUAUUAGGAAUCAAUUUCAAAUGGUCCAAUGAUAUUUUAACAUCACCAUUAUUAUCUUCAUCCCCAUCAUCACUACAGACAGUAACUACAAAAUCAAUUACAAGACCAGCUUCUCCAUCUCAGUAUUCUCCUAUACCAGGUUUAUAUGUCGAUAGUCUUCUGCCUGAUACUCUUGUUACUUCAAACAAUCAUGUAACUGUAAAAACUGGCGAUCGUCUUGUUGCAAUUAAUGAGGAAUCUGUAGAUGGAAUGAAUGCUAAAACUAUUGUAAAUAAGUUGAAAAAUGUUAUCAAACAAUGUCAUGAGCGAAAUAUUAGUAACUCCGAUCAAUCGUCAGCCUCAUUCACUCUCACUGUUCAUCGAUAUAAGAAUCAAAAUGAUCGUCGAUCAAGUGUUGGAGAUACAUUGAAACUAACAUCUGCACAUCCAUCAAGGUAAGAUGAUUUCUAUGUGUUUGUGUGUGUAAACAAACUUUGUAGUUUUGUCAAAAUAUUUGAUUUACUCUUCACAUUGAGACUUUGGUUUAGAUACGAUCAGUAGGAUACGUUUUUAUCGUUCAUCGUAACCUAUCGAUCAAAUUUUAUUAAGUGACUGAAUAUUACCAUCCAUUUUGCUUUGAGGUUAAUACCCAAUGACGCAAUAUUUUAUGCAAUGCAAGCAAUAAAGUAUCGUGAUUUAUGGAAUAGAGGUUUACUGUUGUGAUGAUGUUCAGUCUGACUUGAUGGUCUAAUAACUUGACCUGUAAUACAUCCAAACCCAUUCUUUAAAUCAUUAUUUAGGCUAUCAGUUUUGUGUUAUUGUUACUUGUUCUGUUGUCGAUUAGUGAAUGUAAAUGGUUCUCAUGAUCAAUGGUGGCUUAGUGAUUCAAACACUCAAUUUUAAAUCGUCAGAUUGGAUGUUCGAACCUCUCACCUGGAUUCUACUAUGUAUCUUAAAGAGGCAUAGUGUCAACAAUCUUCAUAUAUGAAUCAAAACUCUGUAGAUACUUAGUUCACGAAUUACAUUUUUCCACUGAAAUUAUUCCAUCUCAUGUUGUCUUCACUGAAACACAAGCCUAACAGUUGAAGAUUAUUGCUAUCAAGUACAAUGAAUAAACUGUCCACAAAAUAUGUUAUUAUACUACGAAGCUUUCAUUAUUUUUCAGUGCUUAUUCCACGUAAAAAUGAACUAUUUAGUUGUCUGCCCAUUCUCAGUAAACAUAGUUACACUCGCAAUUUUAUCACAGUGCCUAGUAGGUUGGUGCAUCAACAAAAGAUUAUCUUCGUAAACCACUAAACAAAUCUCGUGUUGAUUGAAAUUAGAAAUGUAAACCAUUCGGUGCUAAUUUAAUUGUUUAAAGGUUAAGUGCACAUCGUGAUACCUAAAAGUUUUAGGUUUCGACCUGCCACUCGCUGGUUGAAAAGGACUCUUACACUAGGAUAACAUAACAUUCCGGUCCUUUUUUCCCAUGAUCAGUGUUUUCACGCACAUGAUAUUCAUCCCAGAUAUUAGCACAAGGAUUUUAAAGUGGUUCGGAAUCAACAUCCGUCAUAAGUCAACCGGAUCAUUUUAUUCCAUUUUAUGUAGACUGAAAAACAAAACAUCGAAGUUGAACAUGAAAUAUUAUUUACAAAAUACAUUGUACCUACUAGUAUAAACAUCAUCUUGAACAUCCUGUGUCUCUAUACACAUCAACCAACAAAAAAUAGCAGUAAAAAUGGCAUGAUAUCCUAUCAGUGCACGUAGACAACCACGUAUUUCAAUGUAAAUAGGAAAACGUGAAAAUUAUAGUCCGCGAAUAUUCUGGUAUGAUGAUAUUCAGGUCAACUAUUAAACAGGUCAAUAUAUAUUUGAUUAACCGAUCUAUGCAAAAAAAGCCAACGUCGAUUUGCAUCGUUAGAUUUUAGUCAUGCGAACACAUUCAACUGGAACAAAAUGAUAGGUGAAACUGAUUAAAACGUGGAAGACAAUCAUUCAUAGACUAGUUCGUCAGAACAGAGUAACUUAACACUUGUGGAAUGACUAAAAGUCUCUCCUCUUUUUUAUAUGGGAGGUAAGCUCUACUGGUAUUGCCCAAAAUAACAAUGAAAGUUUUCUGAUCAAACCAUUCAGCUAAGAGAAUACAACACAACUCGUGCUAUAAAUUUUCUCUAUAAUUUCAUUGUUAAUUACUUACGCCCGUUACCCCUCGUGGAGGGGCGUAGGCCGCCCUUCAGGACUCUCCAUCGAACUUUGUCCGGUAGCUCUUUUAGGGUUACUGCCGAUCCCAAGCCUGGGUAAAAGAAGAGGAUUGGGCAUGGGGUCAGCAACCCUAUCUCGUAGAAAAAAGCCUUGCUAAAAAAACGCUAGCCAGAACAAACAAUUUAAACCAUCUAAUUUCAAUCUAUUAUUAACUUAUUUGUGUGCUGAGAGCUCUAAAGUAUUAGAGUGUAAUUAGUUUUUGGUCCUAGUCUCAUUCAACUCUCUCGCUGAUGGAGAUUUAUAUUGAGAUAAGUUUUAUAAUGUAUAGGCUUUAGAUAGCAAAUAUAUAUUCACAUUUAUAGCACUGGGCUGGAUGAUCUAUAUGUGGAAUAUUUUUUAAAUUGAAUUGACUUAACAGGUGGUUUUUAUAUUCCAUUGAACAUAGAUUCAUCAAGAUUUGAUGAUAAAUACAUUCAUUGUUGUAGUUAGUUAUGAACUGCAUAGGACUUGGUACAGAGAUGUAUAUCAACAUGAACUGCUACACUUCAAAUCACAUCAUCAAUAGAUUGACAGUAAUAUCAAUAUUAGUGUAAACUAAUUUUGCUCUAUAUUUAUUACGAUCGUAAUGAAAAUUAAAACUCUUGUAUAGUUCAUUUAUUUUGCCUAUAACCUUCACAUGGAAUUUAUUCAGGUAUUUCCCACAAAACAGUAAUGACCACAACAUUCUAUAAACAAAACUAUCAGAUCUCUUCUUAUCUUAGUUGUAGACACAUUAAAACAAUACGUGGUGAAGCAGUAGAAAAGAGUCAUCCUGGUCGUCAUGAACAUAGUAAAUUGAAUAGCCCAGCUGAUUCACAAGAUACUUGUUCAUUAUCGUUUACAUUAAAUGAUAGUCGUCGACGUCUGUUACAUAGAUCUGACUCAAUAUCUUCUGAAAUUGGAUCACAUAUAUUGCAUCAUGAUUAUCAUGGGGAUUCUCAUUCACAUUUAUCUAGUCAAAGAUCAGAUAUUCAUGAGGAUAAUCAUCUGUUAUCAACAGAAUCGUUGUUAAAAGUAAACUAUCCUACAUCAAGAAAUUUAUCAGUACCAUCUAACAGAAAUUUUUUACGUGAUGGAUUUGGACGUCGUAGUGUUUCAGAAAAACGUCAUGGUCAUGUGGAUGCUUCACAAUAUUCGUUUUUUCAAACAAAUAUCCUUCCUAAUCGUUAUAAAAUGCCAGAAGGUAAUUUUAGUCUGCUUAGUAUUUCACUAAUUAGUAUAAAUUUUAAAAAAUGACUUAGCAAAUUAAAUUCAUUUGAAGAUUGUUUUCAACUUGAACUGACUAACUUCAGAGAUACAACUUUUAUACACUAAUCAACAUUCUGCAAAUGCUUCGCUUUAUUCCAGGAUUCUUCAGUAAUACACUUCACAUAUUCUACUUAUAGUCGGACUCAGAACAAUGAGAACUUAUGAUGAACAUUUAGAUCACCCGGUUGGGGACCACGGCUUCAAUUCCUACUGACAUAACUUAAUCUUUAUCGACUCUUAUCGGUGAACCAUUAUCUCAUUCGAGAUUUAGUUGACUCUACAGAUCACAACAGAUCAUACUGAAUUCAAUUCAUCGGGGUGGGGUGGGACUAUUUGUGUCAAAUUAUCGUACAACCUACUCAUCUCUACUCAUAAAAAUAACUAAAUGGUAACAUAGGCAAGGAUGGAUAAUGGCUAGCGGUAGAAUCCAAGACGCGUAUUUCCCUCUAUUUGGGACUCGUCAGCUGGAUGUACCAAGUGAGUUUAAACUUCACCCCAUCGCAUAAGCAAGUGGCUCUCAGGACCCAGUAACUAAGUGGAUAACGCAAUGGUAUUUGAAGUGAACGGUCCCUGGUUCAAGUCUCGAAGUGAACAUAAACAUUGAGAAGAUGCAUGUACAUCCAGCCGACGAGUCCCAAAUAGAACGAAAUCCGCGUCUUAAAUUUCACUGCUAGCCACUAUCCAUCUUUGCUUAUAAUGCUUAUGAAUUAAGGUAAUGCCGAGGCAAUACGCACGGGAAUCACAUAUGUCAAUAAGAGACUAACCGUUAGAUAAUACCACUACAAGCUUAGAGGUGUUCAUGAAAAUAAUGAUGAAUGAAUAAUAAAGUAAUUAAAUCAAUAACAAAUUCAUUAAACCAUUUUGUUAUAAAAAAAAUUGUCAGAUUCCAUCAUAUCUAGUACGUGUAUUGAGAAUAUUUUCAAUAAAAUGUUAAUAAUGGUCACGUAAUAACGAAACGAGUAUAGUUUAAUAAUUAUGUGUGAGCAAAAGACCAACUAAAUAUGUGAGAAUUUUGUCGAUAAAGCAGAAAGGAGAGGAUAACAUAUUAUUUGUAACUCGCUUCAGUGUUGUUAAUGCUGAUUUCCAAGAUGUUGAUAAACAAUAUUCCACUAUGCCAACAACACGUCGACUUAAAAUGCAUAAAGCUCGAUUAGCCGCUGUUGCUGCCAAUGUAGAUUCAUAUUCCUCGAUUGGUGGAGGAGGUCUAAUAUUUAACAAUUCAACAUCAUGUACAAGCUCAGGUCCUUUAAAAGCAUUACAUCCAUCAGGCAAUGUACUUCCACAAUCUUUAUCAAAUACAUCUUACCGAGGUAUAAUAUUGAAUGCAUAUUAUUAUUUAAUGUUUAUUCUUUAUUAUUUAUUAAAUUCGUUGUAUUCCAUCUCAGUGAUUACAUCAUCAUUCAUACUUUGUUUACACUAAGUUUCUUUACAGUCCAAUGACUGAUUUUUAGUAAUAUUUUAUUUAGGAAUUCAAUUUUCGAUUAUUAAGGUUAAUCACGCUUGAAUUUCAUUCAAUUUGACUUUAAUCAUUGAAUCGUGUUAUUUGACUCGAAUUAUUUUUUUCAGAACUAUAAGUUGUAAUUUGUUGUAUCUGACCCUGUAAUGAGUAAUUAAUAAGCGUUGUGUUUGUUGUUUGGGGAUAUCAGUUUCCUCAAUGUUCAAGAUAUAACAGAUUAGGCAUAAACAUCCAAAUUUAUUUUUUUAAACACAUAAACAUUGGUACAAGGAGGCACCGAAUAGAUAUACGCCACACGAUGAACUUGAUUUGUGUGUGGGCUGUGAUACUGCCCGGGUGCCCGAACUGAAAUAGGUGGUUUGCUGAGGGAGCCACACCCAGAAACUUCGACCUAAUGAUCUGAUCCAAAAGGCGGUGAAGCAGACCCCGUGGUAGUUGGUGAACAACAAUAGGUUCAUACGCAAUUUGUUCCUUCAGGAUAUUGAAGCCCAUGUGUACCAUUAGUUUGGAAUGAUGGUUUUCCAACUCCCUUAUGUGGACUCUCCGUAUCCAUCAGCCCGGUUAAUGCUCCGAACAUUCGGUUUUCAUGCUCUUAAUUUCGCAAACAACACCCGUGGUGCGAGAAUGUAGUGAGUAGGGCUUCCCUGGUAGUGGUUGUAUGCACGUGACCAUGUGAGAGCAUUUGGAGUGGGAGAGUUGACUCUCUCCACUCUCAGCCGUAUCAGGGCAUUUGGGGGCAGACAUCCAAAUAGUAAAAUACUACCUUAUUGUCUAUAUAACUCUAUAAAAAACAUAUCUGAUAUCUGUUUUAUUGAAUCAUGAAUGACCUACUGAAAAACGUUUUAUGUAUUUGCCUUUGGUUUAGUUUGAUGUUAAUCUUGUUACUUUAUUGUCACUUGGCUACUACUUAGUAAAAAUCUAAUAUACACCCUACUAACAGGUUUUAACUAUGUGCAUCGCUUGUUUGAAACAAUAGUUUUUCCGUAUCAAUUUACCGCUGAUUGUAGUAAAGUGGCUUAUCAAUUAUGUCCCCUCCUAGUCAAUAAUACUACCGUGUUCAGUCAAAAAGGUGUUUGAAAUCUGUCGAUUUUGCUCCUUUCCAUUGAAUUGUGUGGCUGUUUAUUUCGUUUAUUCUGAUUUGCAUAUUCGCCUCAUUCAUUAUAUAAAAGCUGAUUCUAAUCAAGGUAGUCUCUUUCAAGCUAUUUACCUUUGUGCGUAUGUGUUGAUGUGUGUGUGGAUGUGAAUUCCACAUACACUAAGUCCAUUUACAGUAUUGUUUAUCCUCGGCUUUAGUUGUCGGCGGUAGUACUGUUAGACUGUCGGGUUUUUUUCACUGAUUUUUUUCUCCCACUUAACCUUACUAAUACGUACUCUACAUAAGCAAUGAAAGUAUUGAUUGUGUUUGUAUUUGUUACUCAGACUUUUCAUUAUAUCACUGAAGACGAUAAGUACAUUCAAUUAUCCGACUACACAUCAUAUUAUCCAGUCAAACCUAUUAUCAAUCAUCAGUUUCUUUAGCUAUUGUUCUUUUAAGUGCCAACAUUCAACAGAAAAGUUAAUUUUGAUUCAAACUUUUAUUUACAUCCGUGAUCAUUGAAUACAUCCAUCUGUUGUAAUAUUUUCUUUUAUUUUUAUCAUUCCAAACCAACACUUCGUUCUUAAUCAUUCCUACAUCAUCAUUUUAACUAUUGUUAACACAUCUUCAAAAUGUUCUGAAUUGAUUGUUUUUCUCUAGCAGGAUCUAAAUGUUACUUGAUGACACUUAUAGUGAGAUUUCAUUAUACUUCUGAAAUUUGUUGGAUUAAUUAAAUUGCACUUCAGUACAUUUCGUUUUCAGUCUUCAUCUGACCAUGGUCGUUAUCUUCAGUGAAUUAAAAAUCACUGUGUAGAUUUUUAUUGCUUCUUGCCAGUUGUCUGUAAGAGUAGUCGUAUUACGUCAAUAGAUGUUUUGGAGUGUAACCGCUAAGUCCUUGUAACAUAAGUAGGCUGGAAAAUAUUUAUAGACGAUCAUCUCAAGACAUCUUAUCCACAUAUGAAGUUAUUGACUCUUCUCUUGAACCAGUUCUAGGAUACAUACGUCUUGAUUUGGGCUUAUGCACUACUCGUAAUCAGUAUUGACUUGAUGCGUUGAAUUUUAUGUGAUAAACGUAGUCAGUGUUAUGGUUGCAUUCAUUCUCUAUUUUACUUCAAAAUAUCGAGUUCAGUAUCAUUGCUAAUAUUCCAAUCGUCGGUCGUAUUUUUACUCUGAAAAUGUAUUUCUCGUGUUUCGAUUUUCACUGUAGUUGAAGUUUAUUGCUAUACUUUGCUUCUCAGCUAGUCAAUUCCCUCCCUUUCUCUGUGUUUGUAUUGAUGUUAGGUAUGACAACUGGAAGUGUUCUACACUCUUGUCCCAAAUCUUUUUUUAUAAUGGCUAACUGAUAUUAUCAAAUCCAAUUUUUGUGUAUAUUGUGAGGCGGUGACCCAGUAGUUAUGGCAUCCGACCUUCAGACACUAUUUUGCAUAUCCGGACUCCCCACUCCACCUACUUUGAUUGGGCCAACUAGAUAAUAUCACUAGACCUCACAUUAAAAGUGUGGUUCGAAGCCAAGAACAUAAAUCUAUAAUUAAUAAAUGAAUCAAUAAGUCCAAUAUUUAAACAAAGAAUAUUUCUUCCGAUGAAUUCUCUUCAGGUCCUACCAUUCAUAUAUCCAAACCAAUAAUCCGAAAAACGGCCAGGUUAAGGGCAUGGUGCAUCGUUUAAAGUUAAAGCAUGUGAACUUAGGAUUGUCAAACAAAAUAGAAUAAAAUUGUUAAUGUUGAUUGGUUUAUACUGGCACUAUGACCAGUUUCUACUAGAUGGGCAAAUAUCGAGCUGUUCACUUUCUUCAUCAGACCUUUGCUUAGCCACAUUGGGUGUUCACGAGCACGAGAAUGCAAAUUCCUAAAACUUCAACCAAUAUAAUUUGCUCCACAGGAGCAGUUGAACUGAUAAAUACAAAAUGAGGUGGUCAUUCCAGGUAAUUCAACUUUUAACCUCUGUGUCACUACUGGGCGUGUAGAAAACACUAAUCGUAGUUCUCCGGCGUUGAAAGAUUUUUGGGUUGUUCUGCGUAAUCUCCGAGUUAAUAUCUCGCUAAUCGCAUCUCUAAAUUGUAAGCGCAUGAACAGGGAUUUUUUAUUCACCGUUUAUAUUUCGCCUAUUCUCACCUUUGUGAUCAUAUACUUAAGUGCAAAAUUUUUACGGUAUUCGUUCUCCCUAAUAGUCUUACUUAAGGUAAUUAGCUCUUCUUCACCUAUAUCCGUAGAAUAUAUAGUACGUAUUCGGUAACUAAGAGUUUUGAUCGGGUUUCUUUUGUACAAAGCUAGGGAGGUGUGUGUACUGUCAUUUCCAGGUAUUUUUUCUACUUAAAUUCCUUUUUAAUGAUCCAUUCCCCCUCUUAGUUAAGGGAACGUCCAAAAAGGCUAUUCUACCAUCACUCUCUUCUUCAGAUGUAAACUCAAUAGCUGGAUGUACUUCAUUAAACUGCGUAAGAACCUCUUUCUGUGAUGUAUCAUCCACAUAUCGACAGUAAAAUGUGAAUUUUUGAAUAAUCUUUUCAAGUGGACCAUUUUCUAGUUUGGCUAGAAAAAUGUUAGCUAGUAUAUGGCCUAAUGGUGAACUCAUUACAACCUCAUCCGUUUGUCUAUAGAUUUCUCCGUUGAACUUGAAAUUUACCUUUAUGGUGCAUUUCGUCCAGAUAAAUUAGCUGGACGAAACGUUUGAAUUAUUUAGAUUUCAAUCGCUGAGAUUAUUUCACAUAUAAUGAUUUGUGAAUAAUGAUGUUACAUCCAAAGACAUCAUCUUUAGUCCCAAAGUAUUUGCAUUUUUGAUCUUGUGAACAAUUCGGAAUACAUCCUUAAUAUUGUUUUAUAAGUUUUUCAUCGAGAGGUUUCAAUAAAAGGUGCCAGUCAUUUAGCUAUAGUAUGAUAAAGAGAGUUAUCCAUAUCUAAACUUGGUCUUAGUGGGAUCUCCGGUUUGUGUACCUUUGGUUAUCCAUACAAUCUUGGCCAUAUAAGCUGAUUCCAUAUGAGUCAUAUCAACAAUUAUAAUUUUAUUCUAUUUUGUCUGAUAAUCCUAAAUUUACAUGCUUUAACUUUAAACGAUGCACUUUGCCCUUAAACUGGUCAUUUUUUGGAUUGUUAAUUUGGAUAUAUGAAUCGUAGAAUCUGUAAAGAAUAUUCUUUAUUCAAAUAUUAGUCUUUUAAUAUGAUGGGGUUCUUUAAACAAUCGAUAAGUGUAUAUAUGUGUUAUGGAGAUUUGUUGAUCAAGUGGAUUAUUUUGCUGUUGUUGACUUCUCCAAGCUAAAUAGUUGAGAAUUGUGGAGCUUUCAUUGUCAUUCUAGGCAAUAUAUUUAGCCCCUACCCCCAUGAUGUAACCAUCUAGCUUGGAGGAUUCAAUACUAUACUCUUUGUAUCUUCAAUUUUUGACCAAACAACCGGUCAAUCUAACUGAACAUAUCAAAUAUAUUGUGCUACGCACGUCAGGAUUGAAUGUAUUUCAUUCUCUUAAAAAAAAUAUAACCAGUUAUUUUAAUGCUUUUUCUUAGUUUGUUCUGUUUUUGUUUAUCUACAUUUUUACACCUAUACAUUUAUGAAUGUAUUUAAAACUAGGUUCGAAAAAUUCCCAAUCCAAAUCUCUGUAAGUCUCUACUUGUGGUGAUAAACAGCGGUAGUCAAUUAGUCAACCAGUCAAUGAAAAUGCCAUUGUCUAACACUAAAAGAUUUUAUUAUUCACUUCCUCAUUUAUUUUUGUUGUUGUUGUUGGGCUAUUGAUCUUUUUAGCUUGUACUAAUAAUCUACACUGAGGUGUGUACACAUAUACAUAUGGAUACAUAGAUUUAAUUUAUUAGUUUAAUUAUUGUUUAACGUCUCACUUUCUUUAUGGGCUGUUUUUUCUAUCUUUUUCACCCCUAAUAUUCUACAAUAGUUUUUAUUAUAACCAUUAUUAUUGUUAUUGUUUUUAUGGUUUCGACAAAUUUUUUGUUUUGCGAAGUUUUCACGUAUUCUUUUUUUUACUAGUAUAGAGGUUGUGGAAAUUAUUAAGUUUUUAAUUGAGAUCAUGAACCGAUUGAUGUUAGACUACCUUUAGAAACCUGGAAGCACUGGACGGCCGUUUCGUCCUAUUGUGGGACUUCUCAGCAGUGCGCAUCCACGAUCCCGCUCGCGGGAUUCGAGCCUAGGGCCUUCGGUCUCGCACGCGAACGCUUAACCUACUGUUCUUUUUUUCCAUGGUUCUAUAGAAUAGGCUUUUUUCAAGCUAAUUCUCUUGUUUUUCCAUAAUCCUACGACUGAAAAAUUGUCUAUGUCGAGUUUUCAUAUUUGGUCCAACUACUUGCAAUUAUCAUUAAAUUUAUAAAUUUCCAGCUUCCGAUCAUAUAUACUUUGACUGAUAAGAACUCGACAAAUGUGUAAUCAGUUACUGUGUAAAUUUAGAAUGUAUCUCGGCAAUCCGAUUAAUGCAUCCUAUGCGUAUUACGGCUGGUAAUGCCACCAUAUCACCCAGGUCAGAGCGUUUGGAGCAUAGUUUACAAUUCCAAUUCAUCUGUUACAAAUCAAGAGAUCUAACUUCUAAGCUAAUACUACACACUAUCAGAACAUUAAUUGGUAUAUCAUGCAUUUUUGUUGGAAGAUCGAGUAAAAACCAACUGUGGAUACGAUUUGUAGCUCAGGUGGAUGAUUUUGAUGGAUUUUUUUCUUUGAGCUGGAUGGUUUGGUCGUGGAGCUUUCAUCGUUCUUCUGAACGGAAUUAUUAGCACAAAAUUUAGGUGGAAAUGAAGUGUUCGCCUUUUGAAAAAACACCACCUGAGCUACAAAUCUCCAGCAGUAUUGUUUAAACUCCUACCUGAAGUUUGUGCUGAUAAUUUCGUUCAGAAGAACGAUGAAAGCUUUACGACCAAACCACCCAGCUCAGAGAACAAAACUCCAUCAAAAAACCAACUGUUUUUAGCUUUUUGAUAUGAUUGUCCUAUUGACUGGUUUUUGGAUAAUCUGUUUUCUUUACCAUUUUAUGGAUCAGUUAGUUUCAAAUGUUUUCCUAGUUUCACUGUUUAACACCUUUCUCAUUCUGUUUGAUUGUGUGAUAUUCGACUACAUUUUUAAAAUAAAUAAGAAAAGUACUUUUUAAGUGGUUCUUAUCAUUGAUUGACAUCAAUUGAAGUACUACUGAAAACUAAUUAGUCUUGGGGAGCUGUUGAAUAAGGAUCAUCAGAAGUAAUGAACAAUCACGACUCAUCCCUAGAUCUUGAACCCAUAGAUAUGUAGAUCCCGCGAUGAACACUUUACUAUUAGACCAAUCUCUACUUAUUUAUCAAUCAAAUCAAAAUCAAAGAAUACUUGACCAUAACUGUUCACUUGUUUAAAUUUAUUUACAAAUAAAAUACUUGCUAUAAUAAUGUAAUGAUUUAAUGAUAAUUGAAUAAUUAUAAUCAGAGGGGUUUUUGUGGGCAUUAUAGUAAUUUAAUAGUUGGAUUCAUGAGUCAAUUGAAACUAGACCACCAUGGAAAACCAGGAGUUCUAGUGAGAAGCCAUAACCAGUGGAGUUCAACCGAGUCACGCCCUGAAGACAAUGAUGGACGGGGUGGUGCAAUUUCGUGGAUUGAUUGAAGUUAAACGUUAACAUCGUUGAAUGCCAACUCUGUGGUCCAGAGAUUAAGCGUUUGCGCGCGAGACCGAUAGACCCUGGGUUCGAAUCUCGCGAGGCGGGAUCGCGGAUGCACACUGCUGAGGAGUCCCCGUACUAGGACGUAACGGCUGUUCAGUGCUUCCAGGUUUUCCAUGGUGGUCUAGUUUCAAUUAACUCAUGAAUUCAACUAAUAAAUUAAAUAAUUAAUAUCAUUAUUAUUCAUUUAUCUCAGAAAUCUCUUUCACAAAUAUCUACAAUGUAUAUGAAAAUCUAGUUUUAUUCAUACAAACAAAGAAUGGUUUAUUUGUUAUAAUUAAUUUCUAGAUUACUGUUAAUAAACUUUUUUUUCGGAGGUAUGUUCAUUAAACCUUAUUGUUUUGCACCAUAUAUACUCUCAAUUCUUUCGCAGUAUAUUAGCCAAUCAGUUUUGUAGGUCAACGUUUUAGUUUUCUAAUUAUGAUUGGCUAGUUUUAUCUCAUUUUCUAUUGGCUAAGUAGCACUUUUAUAUGAUAUAUGCCUUUUUUUAUGUAUCACAUUUAUGGUUCCUUAAAAUAUUGGGAAAAUACUGUACCGCGUUUGCUAUUGACACAGAUUUAUUGAUCUACUUCGAAUUUAUAUUCUUUUCCUGAAAUUUAUCAAUUAAUGCACACUACUUUAGUCGUAGUCAAAGGUGUAUAUUAAUGGCUCUCUGAAACUUGAAAUUCUGAACCUACAAACCUCCUUAUUGUCAUGGUUUUCAUCGCCUAUUGGAUAAGAUCAUAACUAUUCACCAUACAUUGGAAAUUACGUAGUCACUUAUUUAGCUUAUGUGUGUAGAUUUAGUGUUGUGAUGAUUAGUAUUUUAAAUCUGUAUAACGAUAUAAAUCAAUUACGAAUCAGGAAUAAACGAGCUAUGAUGAUUGUAGACUUCCAAUGAACAAUUGUGUAUGAUUAUCAUGUGAAUGGAGUCUGUAAUCGUUCAUAUUUCAUCAUCCCAGUUCCAAGGUAUGUAAUAUCAUUUACAAUCUAAUCUAUUCAAAAAGAGCAAGCUAUUGUCUUUACAAAUAAACUCACUCAGGUAUAGAUUUGAUCAUCAUGGUCAUUCUUUAUCUGCUAUAGUGGAGCUGUAUUAUAAAAAAAAUUUGUACUCAAGUUUCUACGUCACUCUCUGUGUUCUGUGAGAAUUACAUGACUACUCUGAUCGAAGUAAAUGAGACAAGAUUCGGAAAUGUGGUUGUGAAUAUCGUAAGCAAAAGGAUUAAGCUUAGUUUAGACCAUCAAUCUUUAACGUCUCUUUUCUGUAGCCAUUUUGCAACGAAGUCAGAAGAACAGAAAUCGGUUUAACCUUCUCCAACCAACACACGCAAUGUUGAAUUAUGAGGUCUUUGGUGAUUAAUAGACACUGGGUCUCAUCAUUGGUUUAAAAUACAAACCCCAGUCGCGAAAUCUAAAGAUCCUGAUUGCAGUCUUUUGUGGGGAGGUAGUACGUGAUCACUCUUAAUAAAUCCCUGUUGGGAAGAAAUAAUUGUCAGUAUCUCUUGGUUUGUAAUGAUUGUUUGACUAAAGCCAAUCCGUAAUGUAAAAUAUCCAAUGAACAAUCUCCACAGAUCUCUUGCACUAAUGAUCUUGAAAUAUUGAACUAUUAUGCAGCACACGAGUUUUCUACUUAAAGCAAGUUUUGUAAGAAAAGUUACACACAUACACAUGCCUGCCUUAAAUUUCACUAGUUUACAUUGAAUUUAUAUUUUAUCCUUCUGUUGUAUUAAAAAGUGUGAAGAUUUAUCCUUCGCGUUAGCUCCUUUUUCAUAUGUUCACUGGUUUCUUUAUUACACGUGACUUACCCUGAACACACAUUGAUUAUAGUAGAAGUAGAAGUCGAUUUUUAAGUGAUUCUUUGUAUUCUUUUUUGCAAGAGUGAAAUCAUACUUUAAUUAUUUUAUCAUCAAAGUAAGACUGAAGAAAUGAAAACUCUUGAAUCUAUUUAUUGAGCUAUUAUUAUUUGUACUCUUGUUUCAUAAUCACUAGGUAACUCGACUAUUAUGUUUUCAUCUUCCGUUUAUUGUAAACUCUUAUUUGAACCAUUAACUAUUAAUAUUUGUCACAUUAUUCUAAAAUUAUUCCUAAUCGGGUAGUUAUCGCAUGGCUGAUUCAUUGGUAUUUUUAGUCUGUUUUUGUGUACAACGGUGAUUUUCAAUUUUCUGAUAUAUUCCGGUAUAUCUGUAAAGAAGCCCACGUGUGCUUAGAAUAAUAAUAAUAAUAAUAAUAGAUACUCAAACACUCUCUCUAGGAUUUAUUCACAAAUUAAGAUAUCAAAUUUCAGUGUUACACGAUGAAUUUCUCCGAGUUUUUGAAGAUUUCAAAGAAUUUGAACCACACUAUUUUCCAUAUUCUCUUGAUAUUCAUGGAAGCUUACGAUUACCAUCAGAUGUAAAUAAUAAAUAUGCUAUCUGAUAAAAGCUUAAAUGAUUUAUUUUUGUAUGAAUUAAAAAGUUGAAGAUGUAUAUAUAUGACGGUAAUUCGUUGUUUGUUAACUCACCGUCAUCCAAUGUAAAACUGGUGUGUUCUUUUUUUUUUAUAUGAUGGUGUUAUUAAUUGGUGUCAUUACAUGACGAGUUCCAUGUAUAUUGGAAUGAAACAGCUGUACACUAUGCUCCCCGGAUUUCGAUGAUACCAUUUUAACUUUGAUUAGUCCAUGAUGAGAUACACAUCUACAAAGAAUGUAAAUAAUGUUUAUAGCUUGAACGGUUGAGUCGAAACGUAUUAAAGCUGAUACUAUGACAAUCAGUCGAUUGACUUUCAGCAUUGUCAUACAACAUGUAGAUUGUACACAAUAAUCAAUACUUAUCAUUCCCAUUUUAUUUCCAUGCAUGAAUGAGUUUCUAUAUAUAUUAUCUGUUAUAAUUAAACAUUUCCUGGAUUAAUCACGUUAGUUAAAUCACUCCACUUAUACUACUAUUACCACUGCUUUCUAUACUACUUAUAUACUUUGCUUGAUUAAACGUUUAUUUCUCAUUUUCUAUGUUGUAUAUUUACUGAUAGUGAUUCAUGUAGACCAUCUCAUUAGUAUUCAUUUUUCUCCACUGAUUAAUCGAUAUAUCCUGUGAUUUUAUAUUUUCUAUCUUCAUUUAACGCAUAUAACUACAAAUGCAUAGUUUAAAUUAGUUAUAUUGCAUUAUAUGUAUAAAUACGGUAAAAUUCUGAUUUAGUCAUAUGUUCUCUGUUCAUGUGUGUAUACACUACAGUUCACUGAUAUAUCAGUACUUAAAGUUUAUUUAAAUUAUUAUCUCUUGUGAUGAUGAUAUCAUUAAACUAUUUAUUUAAACACAUAAACAUUGGUACAAAAAGGCACCACGAUGAACUUAAUUUGUGUAUGGACUAUGAUACUGCCCGGGUGCCCGAACUGAAAUAGGUGGUUUGCUGAGGGAGCCACAUCCAGAGCCUUCGAUCUAAAGGUCUGAUCCAAAAGGCGGUGGAGCAACGUCAGGUGACGCAGUCCCCAUGGUAGUCGGUGACCAACAAUAGAUUCGCACGCAAUUUGUUCCUUCAAGAUACUGGAGCCCAUGUGUACCAUUGGUUUGGAAUGAUGGUUUUCCAACUCCCCUAUGUGGACUCUCCGUAUCCACCAACCCAGUUAAUGCUCCGGACAUUCGGUUUUCGUGCCCUUAAUUUCGUAAGCAACAUCCAUGGUGCGAGAAUGUAGUGAGUAGGACUUCGCUGGUAGUGAUUGUAUGCAUGUGACCAUGUGAGAGCGUUCGGACGGGGAGGAGAACUGACUUUCCACACUCUCAGCCGUACCAGGGCAUUUGGAGGCAUAUCAUUAAGUUAGUGAAAUGUGGAGUUAGUCUAAAUCUAAUUACAAGUAUAAUUGAUAUAAACACAUCUAGUUCUGUAUGCCAAUGUUUAAACAGUGAGUAUCAGUAAUGGUUACUCCACUGAAUUCAAUUAAACGAAGUUGGGGACAUUUAAUCAUUGUUUACUAACCUAUUGAUUUAAAGACAUUUUGCUCAUCAUGAAACAUGAAUGUUUUGUAGCUUUCGAUGAAUGAGUUUAUUACAACUAGCUUUGGGUGUGAUAUAAAUAACGUAGUCAAUCGAAACCAAAUAACCAACCCUUGUUAUCAACAAUUGUUGUCCUAAGCAAUAUGUUUUUCUGUGUGCGUCUGGGUGUGUGGGAAUGCUGAUUUCGAUGACUUGUUAAGUAAUAAUAAUACAAUUAGGUCUUCGUAAAUCUAAAUUUAACUUAUUUUUCUAAGUAGAGAUUUUGAAUCAGGCUCUCGGUAAAAGAGAGGGAGGGAGAGAGAAAUAGAGAUAGUAGUGCUAUUCAGUUUUUCUUCAGAUUGAAAUAGUUGGAAAUGAGUUCGAACUUAUGGUUUACUGACUGAAAGUCGAUUACUUUCACGGUUAGGCCACUGCUGCUAAUUUUGCUUCAUUAGAAUUCUAUAUUCUAUUAUAUCUAAUUAUAUCGCAUUUGUUUUCUUCUGAAUAUAUUCGAUCAACAGUGUACUAAAUUUUUUUAAAGUCUUUCUCAUACUUUCUAGAAAUAAAAUGACCUGAUUAGAUACAUCAAUAAACUAGAAAACACAUGUCCUACAAUUCUUCAAUUGUACAUCAUAGUUACUAAUGUUGUGUUGGUUAAUGUUUAUGUGUAGUUGCACAUAAAUGAGUUUUUUCUGCAUAGUUUCUAGUAUUUGUUUGUGUAACUCAGUUAUGGUGUGCUGUUUGGUUAAUUAUAAUAACUUUAAAAAAAAUAUAUUUUUCAUGUCAACUAAUUAACUAUAAUACUAUUUUUGUCUAUCACUCUAACAUCGUAGUUUCGCAUAAUUCGAGUUUUGUUUCAUUCUUUUCAUCUCGUUAAGAUGCAUAUAUUUGUGUGACUUUUUUUGUUAUACACUGCAUUCCCCCCUCCUCCUUAGUUUAUGUAAAGAGGUUGCUGUGGCUAUCUAAUUACUACUUUUUUUUAAAUGUUUCAUUUAACCUUCAUACAAGAUAUGUAUAUGCAUGUUUUACAUGGUUUUUUAUUAAAUUACUGUGAGCAAAUAUAAGUAGUAUAAAAUGUUUGAGCAAAUUAAACAUAAAAUGACUCGUGCACCUUGCCUUCGAAACACACCUUUCGUAUGUUUGAGAGCUAGGGUGGAUAUCCUACUGACCGAGUAUAACCAAGCACAAUUGAUUUGGUUUCAUUGAUCUAGUAGCAGUAACUACUGAGUCUUCAUUAUUAUAAAACAAACAGAGUUGACGAUUAAGUACAAUGGUAUUUCAUUUAAAUCUUGAACCGAUCACUGUUAGAUCACUGUUAUAUUUGUUGACCUAAAAAAAUUCAAGAUCAUGAUUCUAACUCAAAAAAAUAAUUUGGUUGUUUUUGCGCAUAUUUUACUUAUAUGUGUGGAAUUUUCACCUUUUCUUUAUAAUCUUCACUUCUUGUCCUCUUAUCCCUAUUUUUUUUUAGAUCCAGAGGAAAUAGACAUCGAGUCUCAGCUAGAUCAACCUCCAAUUCUAAGAAAUCGAAAGCAAAAUACUAGUUUCCGUCAUGCCGUAGAUCGUUCAUUUUACCCUACUUCUACUACCACUACUACUGCUGCUGAUACUACUACCGCAUACUAUAAUUCAUUUGAUACGAAUGCUUCCCCAUCAUCUUCUGCUCCCCCCAUACCACCACAUCGUCCGCGUAGUGAAAGCGGCACUCGUGACAAGUUGUCUAAUAAUCCUCAGCAUAAAAAUUCCAGCAAAACAAAAAACUCCAAUCCCUUACCUGAAAAAUCCACAGGUUCUAUUUUAUUCUCUUCUUCUCCUUCAGUCUACAAAACAAUUGAUAAACUUGAACGUGCUCAUUCGAAAUCUCGCCCAGAAAUUCAUUCAAAUAAUUCUGUCUUAGUCAAAGAUUCAAAGUCAUCGUCACAUUCCAUUUCAAAUAAUAAUCCUCCUACUGAACAAAAACACAGGAAAAGUGGGCGAAUAAGUUUAAAAAAUCUCUUCAGAAUUGGUAAUUCUAAAACUGAAUCCGAAUUGAAUGGUGACUAUUUAUUACAUAAUUCUAAUCAAUCUAAAUCAAUAUCGGAGACAUCAACUAUUCUAUCUAAAAAACAAUUACGACGCCUUUCAGUUCCAGAAUAUCAAUUUACUAGUAAUCGUUUAACAUCAACAAAAUUAAUCGAUAAAAUUCAUGAAAAGAACAGUUAUAAUAAUUCUACUUCUACCACUACCACUACUACUACUACCAUUCCAUCUGUUCAGCAAAUCUUUAAUCAUUCAUCUAAUCAGUCAAAAUUAUCUAACACUACUCAUUAUAUGGAUUCUAAUAUAAUUUGUAAUGAUUCUAUGUACAAAACAAUAUCACCGAAUAUAAUGCAUAAUCAUCAUCAUAAUAAUUAUAAGACUAUCUCUGUAAAUCAUUCAUACUGUCCUCCACCUGAUAUUAGUCCACCUCCGCUACCACCUCGUGUCAGUUAUACAACACCACCUAUAUUAACAACGAAAUCGAAUCAUUCCAAAAUGAUUAAAUAUCGUCCACUGCCAGAAGAGCGAUCUAAUAAUGAUCCUCGAAUGAUUGAUGAGACAAAACAGAAUAGACGCAAAAAAUCAUCAUACUCAAUGACCACAUCUGUUAUCUCAUUCCAUUCAACUACUCAUCAAUCAAAAUCAUCUCCAAAAAUCACUUCAACAGCUUCGUCUCCGACUUAUUGCUUAGCAUUAAACACUGUUGAACCAACUGUAUUAUCAACAAGUAUUAAAAAAUCGAAUUAUGGUCAUGAUGACAAUAACGCAUUAGUAACUAACGACAAUCCUCGUAGUCGUCGUCGCCGUCAUCAUCAUCAUUAUGAACAUCAUAAAAAUUCUAACCAACAGGAUGGUAUUCUCACCGAAAGUUCCACUAAAUCCCAGGUUUGUAAAAAAAAUGUUUUUUUUUUUAGAAAAUGAAAUUUGUAAAAGUUUAUCUUCGAACUGAGGAAGAUUUUUAAAUCAUGAUGAAAAUUACUUCAAUCACGUAUUGAUAUCAUCACAUCUUUGAUGAAGUCGUGGAUAUUAACUUUUUUUUUGGAGUUGAUUAUAAACGAAAUGAUAUCAAUUUCUUUAAAUGCACGAGAGCAAUUAUCACUUUUCAGUGACCCACAUGGUAGGAAGACACUUCUUCUUGGUAGGGGUAGGUGAUUUCAAUGACUUGGGAUCGUAACUCCAAUGCUCAUAGGACAACUGUUAGAGGACAGUCACAUACGCCUUUAAAUUUAUCAGCACUGUGAUUUCCAAAUCUAAUGACUUGCAAUAGGAAUGUGUGGAGCAAGAUGAGGAGUGUUGUUUUUAUGUUCGACCUUUUCCAACCCCCUUUUUCCCUUGUGGAAACAUGUCACUGGUGUCACACCCAUAUCUGUUUGAGAGCUCGACCUCGCCUUCAGACCAUUAGUUAGUUGGUUUUAAUCCUUACCAAGUUAUCCAACCAACUUGCUCAGAUGGUAGGUCCAAAACAACAGGUGUUUCAGCCAAUGUGGGUCAUUACAAUAAACAAACUCGAUCACAUUGUCAAGAUAACAAUUACGGUUAGGUUGAGUAGUUCCAAACUAUGAUGAAACAUCUCUUCAGUAAUGGUCCUAUGAUGAAAACUGUUUCCAAAAAGCUAUGAUUAAAUACUAUAAAUACUAUCCGUAACCAGAAUUACCUGAUUAAUUGUAUUCAGAGACUUAAUAUAAUGUACUCUCACCAUUGAAUUGUGUAACAUUUUAAUUCUUUUAACGUCACUGAUUAUCCCAGUUAUCAUUAUUUAGAUUGUUCUUUUUUAAUUUCAAGUGAAUCUUUGCAACGAAACAAUAUAAAGAUGUUUCAGUCAAGAACAGAUUUUUCUUUCGAUGACAUCAUUUACUUGUAGAUUCGUAUUACCUCUCUUAAUGAUGCUAUAAUUCUCUAUUAUUAUCAUCGACUAGUACAUUUAAAAAUACAAAUGUAUAGCUAUAUUAAAUGAAGUGCCUCUGAUCAUACAGGACCAUGUACAACAUAAGUAACCUGCUUUUUUUUUCUGGGAUAACAGGAUAGUUCCUGACGGUCAUCCUGGUCGGCAUAUAUCAAUAAUGUACACUUUGGUUUUUAGAGAAAGAAAAUUUACAUUUUUGACAAACAAACUUAACUUGUUACUAAUAUAGAAAUGUAAUAUCGUAACUGUAACAUUCAUAAAUCGGAAUUUCUUGCCUGUAUUUUCUAAUAUUUCAGACACCUGCUAUUUACAUGAAUUCUAAGCAGAUAAGUAAAGAUUAUAAAAAAUCUACUCCAUCUCCUCAUCGUUCACGUUCAACACAUGCUCGUCUACCAUUGAAUAAAAGUCAACCUAAUAAUCAUGAUAAUAUAACAACAACAACAACAAACACAGUAGCAACAAUAAUGUCAACAACGAAUUCACCUGAAUCUAUUCACUAUUAUCAAGCACCAGUAAUUUCUAGUCAUUCAGCUAUGUCAACUCCUCGUCGUCAUCGUCGUUUACAAGAUGGUCGAAAAUCAGAAUAUCAUAUCAAUAAUAGGUAAUACAAAUAUAAAUUACGAUGAGUCAGUUAUAUGGAUUUUACUAAAAUAACUAUUGAAAGCUAUAAAGCACUGAACAACAGUUCCAUUUUAUUAUAUGGACUCUUCAACAGCAGUGCACAUCCAGGACCAAAUUUGAGAUCGUAUCCAGGUUUAUCGACAAAUGCUUAACGAUUGCUGUCGUAUUUUUGAGAUUCACCUAAUAGUGAAUAGAUCAUCUCACUCAUGCUUCACGUUGACGACUUCAAUUUUGUGCAUGCUUGCUGUUUGUUUUAAAUUGUAUUCUCUUUCUAAAUAAUGAAUUCCAACCGUUUAAACUACAAACCAAUGUAGAUGAAAUAAGUAAAUACAUAUUGACUGGAAAUCUUUGAAACUGAUUGAUCACUGAGUAGUAGGUGAGUAAUGCUGUUCUUCCUUAGUCCUUAUUGUGUGCGCUUCGGAUUAUUGCAUCGAUCAAUGACGCAAUAUGUGACCAGUAAACUUGAAAGUCUCAUCGUCACCUAUCUUCUAUUUUGAUGUAAAGUAUAUGAAGGGAAUUGACAGGAAGUUGUGACUAGAUCUCCUAGAUUUUGUAUAAGUUGGGACAAGACAAAUUACAGUUGUUGGGUCACUGAGAUUGUGUUGGAUUCGUCUUAGUUGAUUUAUAUUGAAUACUGUGUAUGUUAGUGUGUGGAUUAUUAUACCAGUUGUUAAGGUCAGAAAAGUUGUUUGAUGAACUUCCCUCUGUGCUGUUGUAGUUCAGCAACCGAUACACAUAUGUGUCAGGUUGUAUGUUGCUUGCUUAUCACUGAAUGGAUGAAUUACGUAUAAGGAUUAGUUUAUCGUGUUUAUCUAUGUGAGUGUGUGAAGCUGAACAGUUAUCCAGUGUUCCCUAGAUGUUUGGCUAGUACAUUUUUUUAAUAGUUGAGAUCGUGAGUCAAUUGAAGUUAGACCACCAUGGAAAACCUGGAAUCACUGGAUGGCCGUCUCGUCCUAUUGUGGGACUCUUCAGCAGUGCACAUCCACGAUCCCACCUCGCGAUAUUCGAACCCAGGACUUAUAGGUCUCGUGCGCGAACACUUAACCUCUAGACCACUGAGCUGGCGUCCAACGGUGUUAAUGCUUGUGUUCUGUCUUGUGGGGUACCGUAGAUUGAAGUGUUUGGUCGCGCAUGCCACUUCAAUUAUCUUGGAAUCCUAACGGGUUUGUUCUUAAUGUUUGACGUCUUCAAAUAAUUGCUAAUUUCUCCUGGAACUAUCGGAUAAAAAUUGUUAGUCCUAAACGUAGGAUGAGAAAUUAGUUGACAAAUAUUGAAUUUUCACCUAUUACAGUGGUUUUGGCGCUCAUGAUGUGCAUUCUACUUGCAAGCACGUUCGCUGGUGUAAGAUUAUGUUGGAAUAAAGCUAGGGGCGGCUAAAUUAAUAUAUAACAUCUGUUUAGAAGACUACUGAAUAUUGGCCUGGACCGGAAAUACGUGGUUAAGGUUGUAACCAACAGUCAAUAACGUUAGUUGAGAUUGCACAUACAUACUAGGUUCUACCUUGUUUAAUAUCGACUGACUGAGGUAAUUUAUAAUCCAG